UGAGUCCUGCUGACAACUUUCUCCCUCGUAGUGCCUCCAAGCACCCUCCAUUUAACACAGACAGCCCUCUAUAUUGGCUUACUCCCUUUUAUCUUGCUUUCAUUAUCCUACUCCCAUCCCUCUUGCUUUCGUCGCCCCCCAGGAUAACAAAAAUGGACUCGACCACCCCGGCCGGGCAGCCGCACCUGGCCGUUUAACGCCUCGCGGGUCACGUGGGCGGCGCGCGCUGUAUGAGGGGGCGAGGCAGGAGAGCCCGCCGCCAUUUCGCGUCGUGUGGGGCUGGCGGCUGAGGGGCGCCAUGGGGCUCGUGUCCGGGCCCCCCGAGCCCGGCACUGCCGUCACCCUGCGAGUCUGUGCCGUGGGUACGUGCCCCGACGUGCCCGUAGUGCAGCUCUGGGGGUCGCUGGGCCAGCGCGGUGCUGAAUAUAUCCGCCUCCGCAGCGAGAUCCAGGCAGCAGCCGGGCCGCGCCUGGUGAAUGCACCAGGCCCUGUGGGGCAGGUGGCUGGUGAGGCUGAGCUGCAUGCUGGAGACCUGGGCCUGGUGGAGCUGGCCGGGCUCUGGUACCGCUGCUGUGUGGUGAGUCGCCGUGGCUGGGACUACCGUGUGUUCCUGCUCGAUGAGGGCUGCACGGUGGCUGUGUCUCCCUACUACCUGGCACGGGGCUGUAAGGAGCAUUUCUGCCUGCCGCCUGAGGUGCUGGGCUGUGUUGUGGCUGAUCUGAUGCCAGCUGGAGGCCCCGUGGCGGCUGCCUGUGGGGAUGCGCCUGUCUCCACCUGGACAGCAGAAGCUAUGGAGUUCCUCAGUCACCUGCGUGGCAAGGAGGUGUCGGGUGUGGUGCGGGAGGUGAUGGUGCCGCAGCAUCUCACGGUGCUGGAGCUGCCACAGCUGGUGGCCCAGAUGCAUCACCUGGGCCUGGCCAGGCAGGUUACUCCUGGUUGGUUCUGCCAGGUGCUCAAGGACUGUCUAACUCAUGAGCAGCUAACAGACCAGCUCAAACCGCAGUCUUCUGUGCGUUCCCUCACAACUUCCACUGUGCCACAGCUUUUCCAAGUUUUCCACUUACAUCAGCCAGCGUCACCUGCCUUGGACUACUUCUACCCACAGCUUCAGCUGGGUGUGACAGAGCCCGUCGUAGUGACCCACGUCUCCGACCCUCACCAUGUCUACUGCCAGUUGCAGAGCUUGUCGAAGGAGAUCCAUCGGCUUUCUGAUACCAUGCGCCACAUUUAUGACAGGUGGGAGCAAGAUUUACAACCCAAAGUGGGCUCACCCUGUGCUGCGCGUGGUGUGGGGGGCCGCUGGUACCGAGCGCUCCUGCUGGAGGUCACCUCUGGGGAGCAGGACCAGCAAGUGGCUCACGUGUUCUUUGUGGACUAUGGCAGGAAGGAGACUGUGAUGGGAGCUAGCCUGCGCCACCUGCCCCUCGAGUGUUUUCGCAUGCCUGUGGUGACUUACCCAUGUGCUCUUCAGGGUGUCUCGGAUGGGGGUUGUGGCUGGUCCCUGUCGCAGAUCAGUGAGCUGAAAGCGUUGGUGCUGGGCAAAGGAGUGCGAGCUCGCAUCGAAGCCUUUAACUCCUUUGAGCAUCUCUAUAAUGUGAGCCUGUAUGGGGAAAGUGGCAUCAACUUGAACCACGUCUUUGGGGUGCAAGCUCGCUGCCUGGUCAGCAGCCACGUGCAGGUCAGCCAGACUGAGGCGGGGGAGCAGCUGGAGGUGGAAGAAUCCGCAGCUGGAGAACUGGAACUGCCACCGGGAGCCCCUCCUGUUGCUUUAACGCCCAGAGAUCUGGCCUCUGCUCCUUCAGUUGGCGUGCACCUGAAGCUGGGUGUGUUCCACGAUGUGCAGGUCUCCCAUCUCCGAGACCCGUCCGAGUUCUGGCUGCAGCUCCACGAGCAUCACCGGCUCUUCAGGCAGCUGAUGCAGAGCAUGUGGAAUUUUUACUCCAAUGCCACGCAGCUGGGUGAUGUCGUAUGGGACCUACAGCCUGGAUCCCUUUGUUGUGCCAGUGGAAAAGAGGGUGACUUUUAUCGAGCAGUAAUCACCAGGGUUCUGGACAGUGGUGUAGAAAUACACCUGAUGGACAGAGGCAAUACCGAAACUGUAGACCGGGAUAGGGUAAAGGAGCUCCUUCCUCAGUUCAGGGAGCUGCCGGCUUUAGCUCUGAAGUGUUGUUUGGCAGAUGUCUCCCCUCUGAGCGGGACUUGGAGUGAAGACUCUGUGUCUGCCUUCAGAGAGAUUGUACUGAACAAGGGACUGAAGGUUCAUUUUUGCGGUGCACAGGGUGACAAAUACGUGGUUGAAAUUCUUGACCAGUCCCAACUGGGAGAGAAAAAUGUGGGUAAACUCAUGGCUCAGGGGGGGUAUGCUGAGCACCAGGGGUGUGAAAUGCCUGAGACUCCUCAAAAAUCAUCUGAUAAGGCUGCGAGGCGGGCCUCUUCUGCAGCGGGUGCUGGGGAAGAAAAACAAAUGAAUACAGCUAAAAAGCUCAGAGAAGAACCUGGUCUAAAGAAAAAUGAUAGAGCACUUAGUCCUGCAGCUGUGAUGGUCAAGGAGAGCCCUGUUGCAACCACUCACGGUUCUAAAAGUACUGAAUCUCUUCCUGCUCAGAUGUAUGAGGGCAAGGAAAACCUGCCCAUCUCUCACAGGCAGAGUUACCUGGAAAUGAGGCCGACUUUCUCUUACGGGGGUCAGUUGGAAGUGGGAAGUACAGUUAGUGUGGUUGUAUCGUGUGUUGAAAGUCCUGGUUAUUUUUGGUGUCAGUUAAGUAGAAAUUCUGAUGACUUCGCUGUAUUAGUGGCUGACAUUCAGGAGUACUGCGAAAAUUCGUCCCACCCCAAUACUUGGCCGAAUUCUGUAUGCUUAGCCCAGUACUCAGAGGAUGAAAAAUGGUACAGGGCACUGAUUGUCAGCGAAGUUACUUCUGCAGAAAAAGUAGAAGUCAUAUAUGUUGACUAUGGCAACAGAGAGUGGGUGUCUCUAACGAGUCUCCGCUCAAUUCCUGAACGCUUCCUCCAGUUAAAGGCUCAGGCUUUCAGGUGCAGCCUGUACAACUUAAUCCAGCCUAAUGGUCAGGACCCGUUUGUUUGGGAUGAAGCAGCAGUUCUGGCCUUUCGGGAGUUUGUUGAUGCCUCAUCAUGUCACUUUGAGCUGAGGUGCACAAUAUUUGCCUUGGCUUCUGUUAAUAAUAAGGAGCUCUUUAAUGUUGUAGAUUUAAUGACACCUUUCCAGAGUGCUUGCCGGUUUCUGACAGCCAGAGGUGUGGCCAGACCUCUGUCACCUCAAAAACCUCUGGCAUCCUGUGUUCAGCUCCAUUCAUUCUAUUUUUCCACGCACGAUAUCAAAAUUGGGAGUGAGGAAGAGGUUUUUGUUACUCACGUUGAUGAUCCGUGGACGUUUUACUGCCAACUUGAACGAUGUGCAGAUGUCUUAGCACAGCUUACCGAUAACAUCGGGCGCCUCAGUGAAACAAUGACCAGCUUAGAAACUUUGCCAAAGUCUGGAGGCUUGUGUCUGGCAAGGUACACCGAUGGUAGCUGGUACAGGGGAGUAGUUACAACCACAAAACCGAACAAGGAAGUCUUUUUUGUGGAUUUUGGUAACACAGAGACAAUGGAGAAAGAUAAUCUGCUUCCUAUACCAAGUGAUGCUUAUGAUAUUUUGCUUUUGCCAAUGCAGGCCAUAAAGUGUUCCUUAUCUGACAUAGCCAACGUUCCCAAAGAAGCUACAGCGUGGUUUAAGCAAGCUGUCCUGGAAAGGCAAUUAAAAGCAAUAGUUGUAGCGAAGGAAUCCGAUGGUAAACUGCUAAUUGAGUUGUUUGAUGGUAAUACUCAGAUCAAUGCAAAACUGAAGGAGGGGUUAAGAUUAAGAAAUAAGGCAGGACUGAGUAGACAAGUAGAAAAUGAAACUUUGUGCUCUAAAGGUACAGAUGUGAAAAAGAGGAACGGGCCUGCAGAGUCUUCUCUGAAUACAGGUAGGCCUCUUGAAAGAAAAAAAUGCAGAUCUGAAGCCUGGGGAGGAGAGGAGAGUAGCAAAAUGCACGUCAAGCCAGAAGGUGUAAGCCUUCGCCAGCCUUCUGCGAAGAGAAGACUGGCAGAUGAAUUACUGGAAGCUGAUGAGAAGUUGAGCAGUAGUGAAGGUGCUUUGUCAGACAGAGUGGGGGAGGAAAAGCAGUCUGUGCCGUCUGUCGAGGUGGAUGCCCAGUCGGAUAAUAAAUCUGGAACCGAAGGCAGAUGUAUACCAGUUAGAAAUGUAUCUGACCUACCCCAGCAGAGCAUAACGCCAGCUCAUAAAGCGUUAACGUAUGUUUCUCACGUAAAUGAUCCUUCAGAUUUUUAUGUUCAACUCGCAAGCGAUGAGGCUCAGCUAAACAGCGUUUCAGAGCGCUUAAACAAUGAAACGCCAGCAAAGGGCCCUUGUGGGCGACCCUUGCAAACCGGAGACUUGAUCAGUGCUGUUUAUUCCGAGGACACCCUGUGGUAUAGAGCUGUAGUAAAAGGGAAGACUUCCGACAAUUCGAUCAGCAUACAGUAUAUUGAUUAUGGUAAUACCGCAGUGAUCAGCGGUGAUCAAGCGCACAGGCUCCCUGAAGACUUAGCUUCGGUUCCAGCAAUGGCCAUUCACUGCUCGCUAGGUGGACUUAAAUGCAGCAAAAGUACAGGCUGGACAGAGAAGGCGAUCGAGUACUUCACCAAGAGAACAAGUGAAGCGCUGCUCACGUGCGGAUUUGUAGAGAAGGCUGAGGAUAAAUGGGCAGUUACUCUCAGUGAUGAUCAAGGUAUAAUAACAGUCCAUUUAGUUGAUGAAAACCUUGCAAGAAGGGAAGGGUCUUAUUCAACUGAAAUACUUGAUGGAAGAGAGAAUGGUGAUGUGAUAAAUACGUGCCAGCCUUUGCCUUCUCAGGCACAGAAUGAAAUUUCCAGUGUAAGUGAUAGUAAAUCAUUUAUCUGGAAGUUUCCCGAGGCAGGUCAGACUGUACAAAUUUAUGUCACGGUGGUAAAAGGUCCAGAAUAUUUUUGGUGUUGCAGUGCUGAUACAGAGAGCGUAAACUACGUAGAGGAAAAAAUAAAGGAAGCUGAAAACCUUGGACUAAGCUCUCUGAACAAUUGCAUUAAAAGUGGUGAUAUUUGUCUAGCAAAGUACAGCCAGGAUGGGAAGUUCUACAGGGCCAAAGUCACCAGUGUAACAGAUGGCAACGUAGUUGUUAGACAUGUGGAUUAUGGAAGUGAGGAGACUGUUGGCUUGGAGAUGCUCAGGCAAAUUCCAUGUGAAUUGCUCAAAGUACCCAAUCAAGCGUUUGCUUGCUGCCUGUCAGGUUUCAAUUCCUCAGAGGGCUCAUGGCUUAGUGAAGCAAAAGAGAAGUUUUAUGAUAUGACUGUAGAAGUGCUACUGGAAGCUGAAGUAGUAGAAACUCAGGAGGAUAAAGCUUUUGAAGUCCCUCUGUCUGUUGUCAAGCUGGAAGCAUCUGGGAAGAGUAUUAAUGAAGAGAUGAAAGCUUUCUGGAAGGCUACUAUAGGAAGUGAUCACAAAGCUGUCCCAAACCUUGAGAGCCCCUUACAGAGAAGCAGCUGUUCAAGCAGUGAUACGGGUCCGUGCCUCAAAAGAGAAACUACUGUUGUUUGUGGACUAGCUCAGGAAGGAAGUGGAAGUGCUUUACUUCAUUCUGAAUGUUUCUUGGAUGUCACUUCUGGGAGUUCAGACGCUGUAGGAGCAAACACGUCGGUGGGAGCUGUUGAGCAUGUGCCUGGGAAAGCUGAUGAUGGACCUGAAACAGCUGAGACUCAAAGCAGCUUUGACAAAGAGGUCCCUCUGCUUGAAGAAGAGCCCGCUGUCGAAGUAUUACCAGAAGCAGCGAGAAGCUGCAGUCUUCAUGUUUUGGGGAGUGGGAUGAAACCUGCGCUGCAGGAGCUGCCUGGAGCGCCGCUCCUACAGGACGCUGAGCUGAAAGCAGAGCAGACAGGUGGUGCUUCCCCAGGCAGCCUUUUCCUAGGGGGCAAACAAAAAGAGCUGCUGAGAUGGCCACUGCUCCAGGUACAGCCUCCUGCAGGUGAUGACACAGAGGCGUUGAUGGAACUGGAUCAGUUACAAAUGCACUCUUACGAUGAUUUAAGAGAGUUCCUACUGGAACUGGAUGCUCUUUCAGUGUACUCCUCAGCUGAUGAAGAAAUGAAGGAAGCACUGGAAAGAGAGUCACCUGAAAUGCAGACUGCUGCUGGCACUGAAGCAAGAGAGAAAGCGUUGGAUCGGGACGCAUUUGAGCUGCCACUCUUGCACGAGGAGAUGGAGGAGUUGGCGGUUCUGAAAUCACUCGAAAUUUUACCCUCGCUUACCGAGAGAGACAACCUGGCACCUUCGGUUAGCGAUGGAGGGAAGGCAGAGCUGUUUCCAUCUGACGUUCAGCUUGCUUUGGCAGAGAACGCAAAGGCACUGGAACUGGAUUUGUCAGGGGUUCAUAAAGCAGAAGCUUUGCAAGAAGAUUGGAUAGAAGUGGAGCCUCCCCUAAUGCUGCCUCUGGCUGAUGGUAGGCCUGAGAAACAGCUGGACCUAAAGACCCAUGACAUGCUGUCGAUGCUAGGCGCCGAGAUUGAGCAGCUGCUGGAGCUGGUGCUGCCUGAUGUGCAGCCUUCUCAGGAGGAUGGAGACGAGGACUCUUUAGAGCUGGAACACACUGCCCUGCAAAGUUCUGCAAAUAGUGGGAGUCAAUUUUCAUUUCUUACAAAAGACUUAACAAGCCAGAGGCCUGUUUGCACCAUAAAAUCAUGGGACUGCAAAGUUGAGAAACAUAAGGAGUGGCAAAAGAAGAAAGAUGACCGUUACGUGGAAGAAUGGAUGAGAAAGGACUUGGAUGACCGUUACGUGGAAGAAUGGAUGAAAAAAGACUUGGCUGAAUCGUUUAGAGAAAGUGGAAGGGCACUUACACACGUGCAGUCUUCAGGCUGUAAACGUAUGGAUGAAGAAACAGGAAAAACGCAAAAUGCUAACUUGGCUGGCCACAGUGCAGAAUGCGGCGAAUAUAUUUGUAACCUAAAAGGCUUUGCCGUUGGUUCAAAAUGCGUGGUGUGGACGUCCCUCAAAUGGUGUGAGGCUCGCAUUUUGGAGGUAUCUGAAAAAGGUACCAGGGUAUUGAAUCUCUCUACUGGCAGUGAGGAGAUCGUGGAUCCGGAGAACGUCUGGAACGUUAUUCCUGACCGGGCUGGCAGAUCACCCACGGCAAUUAACCAUGCAGCAGAGAACACGCUUCCCUCACCAGAGGAAUCCUUACUUCAAGGAGAGCAAACCAGUUGCGGUUCAGCUAAAUCUGAAAAAUCUGAAGAUCCUUAUUUUCUCUAGCAUUCCUGAAAGAAUGACGUGUUCUCCACGUGGAGCUUCAAGCAAGUACCUGUGUACACACCAUUGCCAUGAAAAUGGGUUUUCAUGGGAACAAGACUACAAGCAGAACACAGUGUUUCUUCUGCCUAACUGAGUAAAUGCCUUACUGCCAUACUUCCCUGUCGAAGAAUUAGUGGUUGCUGGCAGGCUGCUGUCUGCUUGGCAUCUUAAAGCUGUGCUUUCUUUAAUUAAACAAGAAUGUGCCUCUUGACAGGCAUUCAUUACUGAAUGCUUUUGUGUCCUAACUUAUGCCUGGCUGUCAGUGGGUGGUUCUUGAACAAAGGCUUCUUGUGAGUUACUGCUGUAUAGGCUACUGUGGCGCACAACUCUGCUUUCUGGUGUUUUCUUUUCAAAAAGUUGCAUUCUUGGUUUCUUUUGUUGUUUAUUUUCUUUUAGAAAAGUUAAGGGUAUUUACGGGGAGGGGGUUGGGGAAGUUUUUCUGCUCUAGAGAAACAGUUGUGUAGCAUUGGAAGUCUUGUAUUUGUAACAGCACCAAAGCAAUGGAAGAAGCUGGAAUAAAGCUGACUGACACUGGGGCAUGCUCUACAGGGUUUUGUUAAAUUUUUUGGCUUUCUUUCCCUAUGCAUUUGCCCAAAUGCAGUGUAACACGUACAGUGUACCACAUACUGUCACAGGUGCUGUAUGUCUGCAGCUGUACUGCAGGGGAUGUGGCUAUGCACACCCUGCAGUUAUUGCUUUUCUGUUUUGAUCCUGAGGAGUUCUCUAGAGCACUGUGAGCCAUGCCGAAUGCUUUGUAACACUAGAAACACUACACAGUUGUGUACAAAACCGAACUUGGGUUUGAGAUGUAGCCUUUAACAGCAGUAACGAAAGCUGAAGCCUUUCCUCUCAGUAUGAAGCAGACCUAGCAGUGUGGUUGUGCUGCUGCAUGUGUGGUGUGCUCCCAGCUGCAGCUUACCACACAACUUAUGCUCUUCAUGUGUUGAAAAGGAGGCGCUCUUUUUCCUAUUCCUGUUCCAUGCUUCUGUACAGUGUAGGUUCUUUUGAGGCUGGGAGUUUUUCACAGUGCCAUAGCAAAUUGCAAACACAAGGUCUCAUGUUGUAACUGUCUUGCUGAGCAUUACAAUAGAUCCUGAGCAUUACUGCUCACUCAGUAAGAGAAACACUUGCAUAUUGAUUCCCCUUAGCAGAGACAAGACACGGUGGUAGGCUGUAAAGAAUUUAAUUAAAUUCUGAACAACAGGCCUUAGCUGUCAUUGCAAUCUCAUGUUAAGAUCACAGAUUAUAUAAAUACUUAAAUUACAGUUAAAACACAACUGGAGCAAGCAACACAGUUGUUUGUAACCUUAUUUUGAAACAAAUAGGCUACAGUUAGUAGUCCCCCUCUUGCAAGGCUUAUUCACUUAGAAGUUGUUCUUCCUUGUGGCAACUUGAGAGUUCUGCUCUAAAAAUCAGAGCUGCCUGCAGCCGCCCACACAGCCAGCUGUUUCUGCUAACACAGACAGCAAUGCUAGAACCUGAACAAAGAUGACUAGCUGGAGAGUAUUACAACUGUACAGGACGACAUGAUCAAAAAAUGCUUGCAUGCCCCUCUUUAAAGGGAGCAGCUAGAACUGACACAUCUAUUCCACAGGUUCAUCUACAGCGGUGGUACCGAGUGACAGUGGUAAUAGAGAUACUAGUGGUAACAUAGGGAAUAACACAAGAGACCCUACUUAAAGCUUUGCCUAGGGGGGUUACACUUACUACAGUGAGUGACCAUUUCAGCAGCUUUUUGAAUGGAAACCUCCUCUGAGUGUGGCAGCAUGAACAGAUUUUAAAAAUGUAAGUGGGAUAAGUUCAUAUGAAAAAUCGUGUGUCAGAACAAACUCCUUGCUUUGCUGUUACCUUAAACUAUUUCCUGUUGCUUUUACUGUAGCUCUUCUUUUAAGUAGACAGUUCUGAAGAGCUUCUUCCUGGUACCUCUCUAACUAGAAGGAACAGAAAUCUGCCCCAACUCCCAGCUGUUCCCAGAGCACAGCUGAAAUAAUUAAGUUUAAUAAAUUAGUUUCUUCUUACACUGGAAAAAAAAAAGGCUUGCUGGAUGCAAACUGACUUAAAGCUUGGUAAGCAGAACUUUAGUUGAAUUCCUGGUAGUUUAAUUUAUCUCUGCAAAGUUGAUUCUAGGUCAGAAACAGAAUAUUUAAAUUACUAUCAAGUGAUUUCCUGCCCCCCUCCCCCCCACUGCCUAUAAAGCAGAAAUUACCCUGUUACGGUAUUAUUUCUGAGAAU
Molecule: messenger RNA, 9595 nt
Organism: Cygnus olor (mute swan)
Lineage: Eukaryota; Metazoa; Chordata; Aves; Anseriformes; Anatidae
Gene: TDRD6
Product: tudor domain containing 6
Exons: 5
Coding region: 299-7324 (2341 amino acids)
Biological process (GO): spermatogenesis
Source: RefSeq, a predicted model, not a curated record